GCACGGCAGGACUGGCACGGCAGGACUGGCACGGCCCGUGUCCCCGCAGAUGCUGUGACAGCCAUGUCGGACGAGAAGCCGCCGCAGCUCGUGGAUUACUUCGUGGUGGCCGGGCUGGCGGAGGCGUCGCGGGCGCUGGAGGAGGAGCAGCAGCCGCGGCCGGCGCGGCCCGGGGAGCCCAUCACGGACGUGGCCGUGAUCAUCCGCUCGCAGGGCGAGGAGGUGCCCCAGGGCUUCACCUGCAUCGAGACCAGCACGUCGGGCCACCCCGUGGACCUCAACGCGGGGCUGCUCAACAACCCGCAGAUGUUCCUGUGCUACAAGCGCGGGAGGGACAAACCCCCCCUGAUCGAGCUGGGGGUGCACUAUGAGGGCAAGGACCGCCCGAAGCCGGGCUACCAGAUCCUGGACACGACCCCCUACAGCCGCUCGGCCAACCUGGCCUCGGGGUCGCCGGGCCACCAGCGCACGUUCCUGACGUUCCGGCGCGCGGCCGAGCCCCCCGGCCACCACACGCUGGGGGUCACCGACAUCUGCCUGGUGAUGCCCAGCAAGGGCGAGAGCACGCCCCACACCUUCUGCCGCGUGGACAAGAACCUCAACACCAGCAUGUGGGGCCCCGCGUUGUUCCUGUGCUACAAGAUCGCCGUGGCCAAGGACAACACGCUGGUCUACGAGGCAGGGCUGCUGAGCCGCUACCCCGAGCAGGACAGCGAGUCCUUCCCGCUGCCCGAGUCGGUGCCCGUGUUCUGCCUGCCCAUGGGGGCCACCAUCGAGAGCUGGCCCGUGGGCACCAAGUACCCCCUGCCCGUCUUCUCCACCUUCGUCCUCACCGGCGCCUCGGGGGACAAGGUGUACGGCGCCGCUAUCCAGUUCCACGAGGCGUUCCCGCGGGAGCGGCUGUCGGAGGCGCAGGCGCUGCGCCUGGGGCUGCUCAGCGUGGUGGACCGGCGGCCGGUGCCCGGGCGCUCCCUGCACACCCGCAAGAGCAUCUGCGUCCUGUCCCACUGGCCCUUCUUCGAGGUCUUCCGCAAGUUCCUCAUGUUCAUCUACCGCUACUCCAUCUCGGGCCCCCACGUGCUGCCCCUGGAGACGCACAUCUCCCACUUCAUGCACAACGUGCCCUUCCCGUCCCCGCAGCGCCCGCGGAUCCUGGUCCAGAUGUCCCCGUACGACAGCCUGCUGCUGUGCCGGCCCGUGUCCUCGCCGCUGCCCCUCAGCGGGGCCAGUUUCCUGACGCUGCUGCAGAACCUGGGCCCCGACAACGCCGUGGCGCUGCUGGUGGCCGUCCUCACCGAGCAGAAGCUGCUCAUCCACUCGCUGCGCCCCGAUGUGCUGACCAGCGUGGGCGAAGCCCUGGUGGCGUGCGCCCUGCGCGGCUACCGCUCCUUCCUGCGCCCCAUCGCGCCCGCGCCCGCCCCGGCCGGCCGCGACGCCGGCAGCCUCUUCGCCCUGCAGGGGUUCCUGCGCUCCCGGGAGCGGGCGUACCAGCGCUUCUACGGGCAGCUGCUGCGCACGCAGCUCUUCACGCAGUUCAUCGAGGACUGCUCCUUCGCCAGCGACCGCGAGCCCUGCCUCGAGUUCUUCGACACCUGCGUCGACAAGGAGAUGAAGGUGGCCCAGCGGGUGGCCCAGAAGUCGUCGGCGGUGCCGGAGCUGUGGGCGCGCUGCCUGCUGGGGCACUGCUACGGCCUCUGGUUCCUGUACCUGCCCGCCCACGUGCGCGCCGCCCCCGCCAAGCUCCGCGCGCUCCAGCUGGCCUACGACGUCCUGCGCAAGAUGGAGCAGCACAAGGUGGUGCUGCCCGACGAGGUGUGCUACCGCAUCCUGAUGCAGCUGUGCGGGCAGUACGGCGAGCCCGUGCUGUCCGUGCGCGUGCUGCUGGAGAUGAAGCGCGCCGGCAUCGUCCCCAACACCGUCACCUACGGCUACUACAACAAGGCGGUGCUGGAGAGCAAGUGGCCGGCGGGGACGCAGGGCGGGCGGCUGCGCUGGGCCAAGCUGCGGAACGUGGUGCUGGGGGCGGCGCAGUUCCGGCAGCCGCUGCGGCAGCGGCAGCGCCGCGGAGACCCCCGGGGUGACCGGGCCCCGCGGCCGCCGCUGCAGCGCCAGACCAGCUGGGCGGGCCGGAGCCUGCGGGACGCGGCGCCGCGGCUGCUCAAGAGCGGCAGCCUCAGUUUCCCCGGCGGCGCCCGGGAUGGACGGGACGGCCCGCUGCUGCUCCCCGCCACCCCCGGCCCGCCGCGCUCCGCCGACGGGAGCCUCUCGGACAUCGCCACCGACGACAGCGGCGGUGACGAGGGCCCGGCCGGGGCUCCCGGGGGCGGUCCCGGUGGCCGUCCCGGUGGCGGUCCCGGUGUGGCCACCCCUCGCCGGGGGCUGGCGGCCAAGCUGCAGCAGCUGCUGUCCCCCGGCAAGCGGCCCGCGGAGCGGCCCCGGGAGCUCGGGGCUCGCCGGGGCUCGGAGCCGCCGGACCCGGAGCGCCCGUCCCGCUGCAGCCCCGCCGAGAGCCUGCGGCAGCCCCGGGAGCGCCCCGAGUCCACGGCGUCCGAGAGCUCCGUGUCCCUGGGCAGCGAGCUGGACCUGUCCGACGCCUCGGGGGGCAGCAGCGGGGCCCCCAAAUCCGCCGAGCCCUCCGUGGAUGGGGCGGCGGGGACAGAGCCCCCCGCCCUGGAGGUGCUGCUGUCCAGCUGCUCGCGCUGCCCCGGCUGCGCCGCGCUCGUCUUCGACGAGGAGCUGAUGGGUGGGGAGAAGAACCCUCAGUAUUAA
Molecule: messenger RNA, 2769 nt
Organism: Lonchura striata (white-rumped munia)
Lineage: Eukaryota; Metazoa; Chordata; Aves; Passeriformes; Estrildidae
Source: RefSeq, a predicted model, not a curated record